Molecule: messenger RNA, 2904 nt
Organism: Lepisosteus oculatus (spotted gar)
Lineage: Eukaryota; Metazoa; Chordata; Actinopteri; Semionotiformes; Lepisosteidae
Product: galanin receptor 2a
Biological process (GO): G protein-coupled receptor signaling pathway
Cellular component (GO): plasma membrane
Molecular function (GO): G protein-coupled receptor activity
Source: RefSeq, a predicted model, not a curated record
CAUACAGUAGGCGGAAUCGGAGCGAGUGCGCAGUGAUUCCAGCUGAGACUCUAGAGAGACUACGGCUUUUUGUGUUCUUUAUUCUUAUAUACAGUAUCGGUGUGUGAAAAGCUUAGGAAACAGGUUUGACUGAAAUGCUUUAAAUCUGAACCACAUAUUGAUAACUUGAAAAUCUGAAACUACGUUGUCAUUGCUUCGCAGGAAACAAUGCAUUGAGCAGAAUACUGACUUCAGGGCUCGUGUUUUGCUAAACGCAAAGGGUGACAGUGUUUACAAAUGACGCACGGGCUGUAUUAGAAAAAAAAAGGUUAACAAAACUACGGUCAGGGGGGAUUCUGAACAGUGUAAAAUAGGCUCUCAAUGACACUGGAAUGUGAAGUGGGUGUUCUCAUUUCUUCUCCGGGUGAGCUUGUGAACUAAACUUGGAGAAUCCUGAAUAACUCUUUUGGGUCUGGACGGGGAACAGAAAGAACCAUGAACAUAUCGACUCAGUUUAACUUCACGACCUCAACUUGGAAACCGGAGUCAGUGAUCAUCCCCUUGGUCUUUUCGCUCAUUUUCCUGGUUGGGACUGUAGGGAAUAGCCUGGUUCUGGCCGUGCUACUCCGCAACGGUCAGAUGAACAACAAUACCACCAACCUUUUUAUCUUGAACCUGGGAGUUGCGGAUCUGUGCUUUAUCGUUUUCUGUGUCCCUUUCCAAGCCACAAUCUACACCAUGGACGAAUGGAUCUUCGGUCCCUUGGUGUGCAAAGCUGUCCAUUUCUUCAUUUACCUCACCAUGUACGCCAGCAUCUUUACACUGGCCACGGUCUCGCUCGACAGGUACCUGGCAAUUCGCUAUCCUCUCCGCUCCAGGGAGCUGCGGACUCCCAAAAACGCGCUGACAUCAAUCUGCUUCAUCUGGGGGCUGUCACUCAUCUUCUCUGGCCCCUACCUAAGCUAUUACAAGCAAAUCAACUUGAACGGGACUGUCGUCUGCAUCCCAGUAUGGGGAGUUCCUCAUCGCAAGGUCAUGGAUAUCUGCACCUUCGUCUUCGGGUACCUCAUCCCUGUGCUCAUCCUCAGCCUGACCUAUGCCCGCACCAUCCGCUACCUGUGGACAGCUGUGGAUCCUCUGGAAGACAUGUCAGAGUCCAGAAGAGCCAAACGCAAGGUCACCAAGAUGAUCAUCAUUGUGGCCGUUCUCUUCUGCCUGUGCUGGCUGCCCCACCACCUGGUCAUCUUGUGCCUGUGGUUCGGCUACUUCCCCCUCAACCAGGCCACCUACAUCUUCCGCAUCCUCUCCCACCUGGUUGCCUACGCCAACUCCUGCCUCAACCCCAUUGUCUACGCCCUGGUGUCCAAGCACUUUCGGAAGGGCUUCAAGAAGGUCUUCAGCUGUAUCCUGCGCAAGAAGGUCAUCAACAAAGUCCACGUGGUCCAGGUGGCCAACACGGUGAGCACAGUGGACGCCGGCUCCACUGAGGUCUCACACGUCAGUGAGCCCCAGCCCCAGACCACCACCGGCAGCCAGGACCCCGGAAGACGCUGGGGAAAGACGGAGAAAAGCAGCUAUCGAGGAAAGUCACCCAGCACCUUUAUUUCCUUCAAUGUGACAUAGCUGCACCCGAGCCUCCUUCCUGACACGCAGCCUUUGAAAGAGCAAUGUUGGAGAAGGGCAUUCUCCAGCACUCAGAACACAUAAACAGAGAUUGAUCAGACCUGAUUGUGUCUGACAGUAGCCCUUUUCUUCUCCUUCAUGAGAGUAAUUAAAGAACUUCUUAGGUUUGUGUAGUUAAGGCAAUGGGUUUCUCAAUGCAGAGUAUUGGGUGCUCACAUCCAGCAGGCAGUCUGAGUGGGUGGAGGAAGCACAUCAGCCUACUGAUAAUAUAUUGUCCUGCAUUUCUCUUCUUCAUUAGGUGUCAAGUUCAAAUUUAAACUGUUCUUUUGUGAAGGAAAAAAAUGUACAAGGAGGGUGGAUUGUGCAAUUCUUGCAGCUGAGCAGAUGCAUGAUGCUGAUACCAAAUAAUGUAUUAAAUUUAUUGCAGAAUGCUCCAUGAGCAUCAUGAGUUUCUUAAAUGUGGAAGGAAGUGUUUAUUUCUGUGUUUCAGUGAUGCAUUUUAAUUUCUUCAGAACUGGGAGGUAACUGAGGGUUUAUGGGCAAGCAGAUUUAUCUACAGUAUGUUACCUAGCCCGCUUUUUUUCUUGUUUUCAAAAAUAAUAGCCAGAAAUUAAGAGAGGUACUCUGAAGCCAAACUAAAUAGAAAAUAAAUGGGGUUCAAGAAAAUCUUGUUAGUUUCCAAAGAGCAGGUUUUCUCUAGAGAACUGUGAAGGCUUUUGGGCAGGUGCUGUUGGCACAGUGGCCUUCAGUGAGGUACUCUGAGAUAAAACACUCAGCUUGUUCUUAAUUGCUGUCAUCCUGUACAUCAGAGGUAAUUAAGCUGUUCUAGGUACCAACUGUUCAUGGAAAAAUACAGAGUUGCAGUCCCAUUUAACUCUCUGUGUUGACCUAGACAGCUCUUUUAUGCAUCAGUAAGAAAAUGUGAAAGUGUUAUUUACUGGCUUGUAACAAGAUUUCGCAAAGUGAUUCUUUCUUCAUGUGCAGUGAAUUACAUAGAUUACAAGCUUUUGUUGAGUAUUACCAUUAAAGGAAAGCCAAAGUUUUUGUAUUGCAUUACACAUUAAUCAGUAUUUAUUUUUUCAUUUGAUAAUAAGUGUUAAAAGUUUAAGAACAGUAUUUUGUUUUUACUUUUUUUUUCAGUUUUGUUGAUCUACUGGGAAAAGUCUAACUCAACAUGUCUACAAGCACUAGUUAUUGUUGCUAUUUUUAGUAUGUAGUUAUAGAUAUAAAAUUUGUGUCAACUGUUUACCAUGCAGAUCAACUAUAACACUGUUGCUCCUGAAAUAAAUUACUCCCAAAUAA